AACAUCUCUCCUCUCCGACGCUUUCUUCUAAAUUUGGUACUCCUCCUUUUUCUCUCCUCUUUUUCUGCUCCUCUCGCCAUUUCUCUCUCUCUACUCUCUCUCUCUCUCUCUCUCUCUGCACCCUUUGAUCGAUUCCCAAUUCUUUCUUUCAAACCCAUUUCGCUCUCCUCCCCCCUUUUUUUUCUUUUGGGUUUUCUUCUCUGAUUUUUCAUGGUUUUAGGAACUUGUCAAUUCACCUAAUCUCUAUCUCUCUCUGUUGGUUAUGAUUGUUUCUUGUAUUCAAUUGAAUUCGUCUGUGGAUUGAUCAUGGGAAGUCUUCUUCUGAUUUUGCAAAAUUAGGGUUACUAUGGCGUAAUUUCAGAGUUUUAAUUUGUGACCCAUCAAUCUUAUCCUGUUUUUGAGCUUCUUUGAUUCCAAAAUUUCCAUUCCUGAGAGUGCCUCGCCACCAUUGGUUUGUUAUUAUCAGCAGUGCCUUUUCUCUCUCUAGAAUUUGUUUCCUGGUUUUUUGUUCAGGUCAGAGUAAUAGAGAUGAGUCACAUGACAAAUGAGAGUGAUGAUGAGAUGCUCUCCCAGGAUCAUACUGGUUCACCUUUGAUUGAUGAAGGUAACUGUGGCGGAAGCAUGAAUGGAGGAGUUGUUUUGAAGAAAGGGCCAUGGACUUCUGCAGAAGAUGCCAUUUUGGUGGAUUAUGUCAGGAAACAUGGAGAGGGGAAUUGGAAUGCUGUUCAGAAGCACUCAGGGUUGUUCCGUUGUGGGAAAAGUUGCCGUCUUCGAUGGGCAAACCACCUAAGGCCGAACUUAAAGAAAGGAGCAUUCACCCCAGAUGAAGAAAAGACAAUCAUUGAACUCCAUGCCAAGAUGGGAAACAAAUGGGCACGGAUGGCUGCACAUCUGCCUGGUCGCACAGAUAAUGAGAUAAAGAACUAUUGGAAUACUCGAAUCAAGAGGCGCCAGCGUGCUGGAUUACCUCUUUAUCCUCCCGAAGUGUGUUUGCAAGCGUUUCAAGAGAAUCAACAAAACCAAAAUGCUAGUGGGGAUAAAGGGCAGCAUGAUCUCAUGCAAACUGACAUUUGUGAAAUACCUGAUGUCAUAUUCGACAGUUUGAAGGCAAACCACGGAGUUUUGCCUUAUGUUCCUGAACUUCCCGAUAUUUCUACGAGCAGCAUGCUAAUGAAAGGUCUUGGUUCUUCUCAGUGUUAUGGUUCCGUGCCCCCCAUGGUUCAUCGUCAGAAGCGUCUUCGAGAAUCACCAACCUCAUUCUCUGGGCAUGAUGGUAUUGUCAGAAACGAGCCCUCGCCAUUUGACCAGACACCAGAUGAUAAUUGUGAUAAUAUGACAUCUCAAUUUUUUGGUUUGUCUUUUCCCUAUGAUCCCGAUCCUAUCACAAAGAAUCUGCUGUCUUUCAGCGGAAACCAGAGUAGCCAUUUCCUUAUAAAUGGUAAUUUCUCCGCUUCUAAGCCCACCAAUGGGGCUGUGAAGCUGGAGCUCCCUUCACUCCAAUAUCCAGAAACUGAUUUCAGUAGCUGGGGUUCAUCUUCUCCUCCAGCUUUGCUUGAGUCAGUGGAUGCUUUUAUUCAGUCUCCACCAUCUGGGACCCUCCAGUCAGAUUGUCUUUCACCUCGGAACAGUGGGCUAUUAGAUGCUUUGCUUUACGAGGCGAAGACUCUAAGUACAAAGAAUCAAUUGUCUGACAAAAGUUCAAAUUCUUCUACCAUCACUCCUGGUGAUAAAGCAAACAGUUCUGCCUUGGAUAUAUGUGAGACAAAAUGGGAAGAAUACGGUGACUCCAUAUCACCCUUGGGUAACUCUGCAGCUUCUAUUUUCAACGAAUGCACUCCUGUAAGUGUCAGUGGAAGUUCAUUGGAUGAAAUAACUCCUGAAAACUUUCCUGGAAGCAACGUGAAGUCAGAAGCCGAUGAUCAGACUUGGACUAUGGAUGGAGAAACAAAAGAAACCGCGACCCAAUUGGAUUUUUCCAGGCCUGAUGCUUUACUUGGGUCAUGUUGGCUCGGGCAGAGCGUUGCGUGUGCUAAGGACCAAGGCAUAGGUACUGAUGCUAGAGCAGUGGCUCUAGGUGACGAUUUGGGUAACGACUACAAACAUAUGGCUGCUGGGACUGCAUUGAGUCCAGGAUGGGGGUUUGUUUCGUGUUCUUGGAAUAACAUGCCUGCAGUCUGCCAGAUGUCUGAACUUCCUUGAAACUCGCUCUUUGUUGAAUCUAUGAAAAUUCUUUAAACAUAUAGUCUGUUUUUUCUUUGUUGGAAGAUUUGUUUAAUAUGCACAAUUUGUGGUGAGAGUUACCGCCUGAUGUUUGCGAGCUGUAGUAUUUGUUAGGGCUUUUAUUGUCUUGCUUUUGAAAACAGUUCAUUGCAUGUAUGCCACUAUGGAACUUCAUGGGGUAUAGAGAUGCAUUCAGACUUCCAUUAUAAUUGUAGAAUAAGUAUGCACUUUCAAUUAGGGACAUGUGAUUUCAGAGUUUUUUUGGUUAACAGAAGAAAUUUUGUUUUGCCAAAA
Messenger RNA from Camellia sinensis, 2514 nucleotides. RefSeq names its product transcription factor GAMYB. The record is from RefSeq and is a predicted model, not a curated record. NCBI's taxonomy places the organism in Eukaryota, Viridiplantae, Streptophyta, Magnoliopsida, Ericales, Theaceae.